AUGGCGAUGAUGACUGGCCGUGUGCUGCUGGUGUGUGCCCUCUGCGUGCUGUGGUGCGGUGCCGGUGGAGGCGGUGCCGAAAUGAACGAGGAAGAAACGGCGGGUCUUGGGAGUGCUGAACAUCUGCCGGAAUCAGAAGCACCUGAAAAGUCCCCAGAAGGCACGCAAGACUUAAAAGGCGCAGUGCCAGGUGUUGUAGAGACAGUACCUUCCACAACCACAAGGAAAGAUGAAGAAGAUGAUGAUGAUGAUGAUAAAGGGACGGAAGAUGAAGAAGAAAAACCAAUAGGAAAGCAGGGUGAUCAAGAAGUAACAGUUACAUCAUACCCAAAUUCCGGGGAAAAGAAUUCAAGAGGCAACGAGCAGCAAACACGUCAGUCAAUUGUAUCUGCUGGGGACAUUCCUCAUUCCGGCAGUCAGGAAUCAAAUGCCAAUCCUACGCAAACGAAGAUAGAAAAAAAGAAGGAGACUGACGAAAAUACAUCUGCAGUAGAGAGUCCACUCAAAACAGUUAACAGGGAGCAAACACUGCCUGCUGGAAUUGUGGAAGGAAAUCCUCCAUCACCUCCAGAAGAAGGUGUUGAUUCCCGCGAACAGGAUGGCGAAGACACCAUGAGUGAAGAUAAAAAAAAUGUUCCGCCGCCUGACACUGCCGCUACAUCACAAGGCCACCAAGACGAAGGCUCAGAAGGGACUGGGGAAGAUACAAAAGCAACGACAGUAACCGCCAACACAACUGAUACGACGAAUACACAAAACAGUGACGGCAGCACCGCGAUACCCCACACCACCUCUCCUCUUUUUCUUGUUGUUGCGUGUGCGGCUGCUGCUGCGGUGGUGGCCGCGUGA
Molecule: messenger RNA, 849 nt
Organism: Trypanosoma cruzi
Lineage: Eukaryota; Euglenozoa; Kinetoplastea; Trypanosomatida; Trypanosomatidae
Product: mucin-associated surface protein (MASP), putative
Exons: 1
Coding region: 1-849 (282 amino acids)
Source: RefSeq, a predicted model, not a curated record